Messenger RNA from Dipodomys spectabilis (banner-tailed kangaroo rat), 5615 nucleotides. RefSeq names its product lysine demethylase 5B (gene Kdm5b). Gene Ontology annotation, cellular component: nucleus. Gene Ontology annotation, molecular function: DNA binding; histone demethylase activity. Gene Ontology annotation, biological process: chromatin remodeling. The coding region runs from base 181 to 4815 and encodes 1544 amino acids. The transcript is spliced from 27 exons. The record is from RefSeq and is a predicted model, not a curated record. Lineage: Eukaryota; Metazoa; Chordata; Mammalia; Rodentia; Heteromyidae.
CGGAGGCGCACAGCGUGGGGGCAGUGAAGAGACGUCGUCGUCGGAAGGCAGAAAAAGCCCCAGGUGCUGCCGUUGCUGGUUCGAGUCGGACUGGUGGCCCGCCGCGUAGCGCGUUUGCCGGGGUCCGGGACGGAGCUCGGAGCUCGGGGCUCGCUCGCCGCCCCCGCCCGCCCCGCGGAGAUGGAGCCGACCACCGCGCCGGCCCCGGGCCCGCGCCCGGCGCUGCCCCUCGGGGGCCCCGGCCCGCUGGGCGAGUUCCUGCCGCCCCCCGAGUGUCCGGUCUUCGAGCCCAGCUGGGAGGAGUUCGCGGACCCCUUCGCCUUCAUCCACAAGAUCCGGCCCAUCGCCGAGCAGACCGGGAUCUGCAAGGUGCGGCCGCCGCCGGACUGGCAGCCACCAUUUGCAUGUGAUGUUGAUAAACUUCACUUUACUCCACGUAUCCAGAGGCUGAAUGAAUUGGAGGCUCAAACUCGUGUAAAGUUGAAUUUCCUGGACCAGAUUGCAAAGUACUGGGAGUUACAGGGGAGCACUCUGAAAAUUCCGCAUGUAGAGAGGAAGAUCUUGGACCUGUUCCAGCUAAAUAAGUUAGUUGCAGAAGAAGGUGGAUUUGCAGUUGUUUGCAAGGAUAGAAAGUGGACCAAAAUUGCCACCAAGAUGGGGUUUGCUCCUGGCAAAGCUGUGGGCUCACACAUCAGAGGACAUUAUGAGCGAAUCCUUAACCCCUACAACUUAUUCCUAUCUGGAGACAGUUUGAGGUGUCUGCAGAAGCCCAAUUUGAGCACAGACACCAAGGACAAGGAAUACAAGCCCCAUGAUAUUCCCCAGAGGCAGUCUGUGCAGCCCUCGGAAACCUGUCCUCCCGCCCGACGAGCAAAACGCAUGAGAGCAGAGGCCAUGAAUAUUAAAAUAGAACCAGAAGAGACAACAGAAUCCAGGACUCAUAAUCUGAGACGCCGAAUGGGUUGUUCAACUCCAAAGUAUGAAAGUGACAAAGAAAUGAAAAGCAACAUCAAGCAAGAACCCAUUGAAAAGAAAGACUAUACGUUAGAGAGUGAGAAGGAAAAGCCGAAGAGUCGAUCUAAAAAAACCACCAAUGCUGUGGACCUGUAUGUCUGCCUCCUGUGUGGCAGUGGCAAUGACGAGGACCGGCUUCUCCUGUGUGACGGCUGUGAUGACAGCUACCACACCUUUUGCUUGGUCCCACCGCUCCACGACGUUCCUAAGGGAGACUGGAGGUGUCCUAAGUGUUUGGCUCAGGAAUGCAGUAAGCCACAAGAAGCAUUUGGCUUUGAGCAAGCAGCCAGGGACUAUACUCUUCGGACUUUUGGAGAAAUGGCAGAUGCAUUCAAAUCUGAUUACUUCAACAUGCCAGUUCAUAUGGUUCCCACAGAACUGGUUGAAAAAGAGUUUUGGCGGUUGGUAAGCACCAUCGAAGAGGAUGUCACAGUGGAAUAUGGAGCUGAUAUUGCUUCAAAGGAGUUUGGCAGUGGCUUUCCUGUCCGAGAUGGGAAAGUCAAAACUUCUCCUGAGGAAGAGGAAUAUCUUGAUAGUGGCUGGAAUCUGAACAACAUGCCUGUGAUGGAGCAGUCUGUCCUUGCCCACAUCACUGCUGAUAUAUGUGGCAUGAAACUCCCUUGGCUGUAUGUGGGAAUGUGCUUUUCUUCCUUCUGUUGGCACAUUGAAGACCACUGGAGCUACUCAAUCAACUACCUGCACUGGGGUGAACCAAAAACCUGGUAUGGAGUCCCAGGGUAUGCUGCGGAACAGCUGGAAAAUGUAAUGAAGAAGCUAGCUCCAGAGCUCUUUGUCUCCCAGCCAGAUCUCCUCCAUCAACUGGUGACCAUCAUGAACCCCAACACACUGAUGACUCACGAAGUGCCUGUUUAUCGAACCAAUCAGUGUGCUGGGGAGUUUGUGAUUACAUUUCCAAGAGCCUACCACAGUGGUUUUAACCAAGGCUUUAAUUUUGCUGAGGCUGUUAACUUCUGCACUGUUGAUUGGCUACCAUUGGGCCGGCAGUGUGUGGAGCACUACCGCCUGCUCCACCGCUACUGUGUGUUCUCUCACGAUGAGAUGAUAUGCAAGAUGGCUUCUAAGGCCGAUGUGCUUGAUGUUGUUGUGGCCUCCACCGUUCAGAAGGACAUGGCCAUUAUGAUUGAGGAUGAGAAAGCUUUACGGGAAACUGUCCGGAAAUUGGGAGUAAUUGAUUCUGAAAGAAUGGACUUUGAGCUACUGCCAGAUGAUGAGCGACAGUGUAUAAAAUGCAAAACGACUUGCUUCAUGUCUGCUAUCUCCUGUUCUUGCAAACCUGGCUUACUUGUUUGCUUACAUCAUGUAAAAGAAUUAUGUUCCUGUCCUCCUUAUAAAUAUAAACUGAGGUACAGAUACACUCUGGACGAUCUCUACCCCAUGAUGAAUGCAUUGAAACUUCGAGCAGAAUCUUACAAUGAAUGGGCCUUGAAUGUGAAUGAAGCUUUGGAGGCCAAGAUCAACAAGAAGAAAAGCCUGGUCAGCUUUAAGGCUUUAAUUGAAGAGUCAGAAAUGAAGAAAUUUCCAGACAACGACCUAUUGCGUCACCUUCGCUUAGUUACACAGGAUGCAGAGAAGUGUGCGUCUGUUGCCCAGCAGUUGCUUAAUGGCAAAAGGCAAACGAGAUACCGAUCUGGUGGAGGAAAAUCCCCCAAUCAGCUGACAGUGAAUGAACUCCGACAGUUUGUGACUCAGUUGUAUGCUCUUCCGUGUGUUCUCAGUCAGACACCGUUGCUAAAGGAUCUGUUGAACCGUGUAGAAGAUUUCCAACAGCAUAGUCAGAAGCUCCUCUUGGAGGAAAUGCCCAGUGCUGCCGAGCUGCAGGACUUGCUAGACGUCAGCUUUGAGUUUGAUGUUGAACUUCCACAGCUUGCUGAGAUGCGUGUCCGUCUGGAACAGGCUCGGUGGCUAGAAGAGGUGCAGCAAGCUUGCCUAGACCCCAGCUCCCUUACUUUGGAUGAUAUGAGACGUCUCAUAGACCUGGGGGUUGGGCUGGCCCCCUAUUCAGCAGUGGAAAAAGCUAUGGCCCGGCUGCAAGAGCUGCUUACUGUGUCAGAGCACUGGGACGACAAAGCCAAGAGUCUUCUCAAGGCCAGACCCCGGCACUCAUUGAGCAGCCUUGCCACAGCAGUAAAGGAGAUUGAGGAGAUCCCUGCCUACCUCCCCAAUGGGGCAGUCCUGAAGGAUUCAGUGCAGAGAGCCCGGGACUGGCUGCAGGAUGCAGAGGCACUGCAGGCUGGAGGACGGGUGCCAGUGUUAGACACACUUGUGGAACUUGUUGCAAGAGGCCGAGCAAUCCCAGUACAUCUGAAUUCUCUGCCAAGGCUGGAAUUAUUGGUAGCUGAAGUCCACGUUUGGAAAGAAUGUGCCGCGAAUACAUUCUUGACUGAGAAUUCUCCAUAUUCUCUCUUAGAGGUGCUGUGUCCUCGUUGUGAUAUUGGCCUUUUGGGAUUGAAAAGAAAGCAGAGAAAGUUAAAAGAGCCCUUGCCAAAUGGGAAGAAGAAAAGCACCAAAUUAGAGAGUCUGAGUGACCUGGAGAGAGCUUUAAUGGAAAGCAAAGAGACUGCUUCAGCUAUGGCAGCGCUCGGGGAGGCUCGCCUGAAGGAAAUGGAGGCUCUGCAGUCGCUCAGGCUUGCCAACGAAGGGAAGCUGCUCUCGCCUGCCCAAGACGUGGAGGUGAAAGUGUGUCUGUGUCAGAAGGCCCCGGCCACUCCGAUGAUCCAGUGUGAACUCUGCCGAGAUGCUUUCCACACAAGUUGUGUGGCGGCGCCCAGCACCCUGCAAAGCCCCCGCAUCUGGCUUUGUCCCCAUUGUCGGCGGUCGGAGAAGCCCCCAUUAGAGAAAAUCCUGCCCCUGCUGGCCUCCCUGCAGCGCAUCCGAGUCCGCCUCCCCGAGGGAGAUGCACUUCGGUACAUGAUCGAAAGAACCGUGAACUGGCAGCGCAGAGCCCAGCAGCUGCUUUCGUCAGGGAAUCUCAGAUUUGUGCCGGACCGUGUGGGCUCAGGACUGUUGUACAGCAGAUGGCAGGCCUCCGCAGGACAGGGAUCAGAGACCAACAAGGUUUCUCAACCUCCUGGCACAACGUCCUUUUCCUUGCCUGAAGAUUGGGACAACAGAACCUCAUAUUUACACUCUCCCUUCUCCACUGGACAGAGUUGUGUCCCCCUCCACGGCAUCAGUCCAGAAGUGAAUGAGCUGUUGAUGGAAGCCCAGCUGCUCCAGGUAUCCCUUCCUGAAAUUCAGGAACUUUACCAGACUUUACUUGCAAAGCCAAGCCCUGCUCAGCAAGCUGACCACAGCUCACCUGUUAGACCCAGCAAUGAGAAGAACGACUGCUGCCGAGGGAAACGUGAGGGAACUGCCAGUCUCGAGAGAAAACUGAAGAGACGCCUGGAAAGAGAAGAUCUCUCCAGUGAGCCCUGGGAGCGAGUGAAAAAAACGCGGACCCCCAAAAAGAAGAAAAUCAAACUGAGCCACCCCAAGGACAUGAACAAUUUCAAAUUAGAGAGAGAGCGUAGCUAUGAAUUAGUCCGUUCUACUGAAACUCAUUCCCUGGCCUCAGACACAUCCUAUUCUGAGCAGGAGGACUCUGAGGACGAAGAUGCCAUCUGCCCCGCGGUGAGCUGCCUGCAGCCAGAAGGAGACGAGGUGGACUGGGUCCAGUGUGAUGGCAGCUGCAAUCGGUGGUUUCACCAGGUCUGUGUUGGUGUUUCUCCAGAGAUGGCAGAGAAGGAAGACUACGUCUGUGUGCGCUGCACUGGGAAGGACGCCCCAAGCCGAAAGUAAAAACAAAACAAAUGCCCCCCAGGGUAAUUCAGGACUCCAGCCAGGAGGAUCUCCUCAGAUCUCAGCAAAGCUACAGGACUGGUGCUAGGCCAGCCUGUACACGGUGCUAUUUCUAUUCCUACGGGAUCAUUUUUCCAGAACUCUUUGAAAAAAAGAAAAAAAAAAACAACUAAAAAAUUUUUGACACUUUUUGUAUUUUUUCCUUGAGAGCUGUUUGUGGUGUUGGGUGACACGCAGAUGUUUCGGAAGGGUCUGUCUCGUCCGUUGGGAAGGCAUCGGAGCCAGCGCCUUUUCCUGUACAGCGCUGAGGAGGUGCCUCCGUGUGGGGUUUACCGGCCUACGAGUCCAACUCGCCAGAGGGGCCCCAGAAACUCCAGUAACCCCUCGUUGGAGGAAUCUUUCUCAUUUACUCUGUUACUACAUCGGGGAUUUUAAGUUGUUCACUUUUGGGGGUUUUGUUUGUUUCUUUCUUUAUCCACUUUUCUUUUCUCUGGUAGACUUAGGUUUAUUUAUCUGAGCAAUAACUUCUAUGUUGGUUUCAGUGGCUGGAAUUAAAACAAAAACAAAACAAACUCCCGAACAGUGUGUUGGUGCUUUAGCCUGGGCUCAUGGACAGAAGGCAGAUGUCUAGUUUCUGGUGUCACUGAUGCACUGUGACGUAAAGAGGAUGGACUGAGCUGUAAGUCAUCGCCACGGCUGUAUUUUGGCUUUUGCCCUGCCCAUUUCUUCCUCUCCUACUUUUUUGGUAGCUUGUAUCAAAUGUUGCGUUUAUAUUGUGGAAUAAAUCCUUGGUCCUAAUA